Molecule: messenger RNA, 1440 nt
Organism: Engraulis encrasicolus (European anchovy)
Lineage: Eukaryota; Metazoa; Chordata; Actinopteri; Clupeiformes; Engraulidae
Product: gastrula zinc finger protein XlCGF52.1-like
Exons: 2
Coding region: 1-1257 (418 amino acids)
Biological process (GO): regulation of transcription by RNA polymerase II
Molecular function (GO): RNA polymerase II cis-regulatory region sequence-specific DNA binding; DNA-binding transcription factor activity, RNA polymerase II-specific
Source: RefSeq, a predicted model, not a curated record
AUGGCCUCUGCAGACGUCAACUCUCCACUCCAGCUGAUGAGGAGCGUCAAAGAAGAGACAGAAGAGUUCAGUUUAGCUGACUCUCCAUCCCAGCUGAACAUAAAAGAAGAGAGAGUCGAGUUCCCUUGUUCUCCAGAACAGCUGAACGUAAAAGAAAAGAGGGAAGAGGUCUGCACUUCUCCAUCCCAGCUGAACAUAAAAGGAGAAGAGAGAGGAGAGUUCCCUGGUUCUCCAGAACAGCUGAACGUAAAUAAAGAGUCGGAGCAGUUCCCCGGUUCUCCAGAACAGCUGAGGAGCGUAUAUGAGGACAGCGACGAGAAUAGAUCUGGGCAUCAGCUCCACAGCGGUUCCAGUGGAGAGGAGUUUCGUGGAAAAACACAUUCUGCUGCCCUGACCACAGAGAGGCCGUACGUCUGCAGUCAGUGUAACAAGAGCUUUAAGAGAAUAGACAGGCUCCAAAUCCACCAGCGUGUUCACACAGGGGAGAAACCAUUUUCAUGCAGUGACUGCGGAAAAACCUUUUCACGGCUGUGUAUCCUUCGCAAACAUUGUCUUUGUCACACUGAAGAGAGGCCGUAUGCUUGCAGUCAGUGUAACAAGAGCUUUAAGAGAAAAGCAGAGCUCCAAAUCCACCUGCGCGUUCACACAGGGGAGAAACCUUUUUCAUGCACCGAAUGUGGAAAGAGUUUCUCAGAGUCUUCUACCCUCUACAAACAUCGUCGCGUUCACACUGGAGAGAGGCCGUACGUUUGCAGUCAGUGUGACAAGUGCUUUAAGAUAAAAAGAGACCUCCAAGACCACCAAUGGGUUCACACAGGGGAGAAACCAUUUUCAUGCAACGACUGCGGUAAAACCUUCUCAAACUCUUCUAACCUUUACGUACAUCGCCGCAUUCACACCGGAGAGAAGCCGUACGCUUGCAGUCAGUGUGACCAGAGCUUUAAGUCCAAACAGGAGCUCCAAUCCCACCAGAUUGUUCACACAGGGGAGAAACCAUUUUCAUGCACAACCUGUGGAAAGGGUUUCGUACAUCAUCAUAGCCUCACUGUACACCAUCGCAUUCACACUGGAGAGAGGCCGUACGCUUGUAGUCAGUGUGGAAAGAGUUUCUCACAGUCUUCUAGCCUCCUCACACAUCGCCUCAUUCACACUGCAGAGAGGCCGUACCCUUGCAGCCAGUGUAGCAAGAGCUUUAAGAGAAAACAGGAGCUCCAAAUCCACCAGCGUGUUCACACAGGGCAGAAACUAUUUUCAUGAACCGACCGUGGAAAAAGUUUCUUGUGCUCAUCUCACCUCCAAUCACAUCGUCGCAUUCACACUGGAGUCACUUGUAGUCAGUGUGACCAAAGCUUCCCACAGUCUGUCACCUGAAGACACACUUGUCAUCACACUUGAAUGAGGAAUUCAGUCACUGUCGUACUUACGUAAGAGAGGCCGUUU